Prorocentrum cordatum is the source of this 411-nucleotide messenger RNA. NCBI's taxonomy places the organism in Eukaryota, Dinophyceae, Prorocentrales, Prorocentraceae. The record is from the annotation of a GenBank genome assembly.
AUGGGCGUUCAGCAGCAGAACAUCCGCGUCCAAAUCUCGGAGAAGAUCAUCGAAGGGGUGGCAGGGGCGCUGCCAGGGAAGCUGGAGGAGCAGCUCAAUGCCAAGGUGAAGCAGUUCGACGAGGACGUGUUCGAGGCCGUCCAGCGCAUGGGGCCUGCGGGGCGCUGCUGCGAAUCUGGGUCCAGCGCCCCUGGCUCAUUCUUCUGGACCUCGAUUUCGGCGGAGCACCUCAAGAGCGGCAAGAGCUGCCCGUACGUGGGGCUGUCGCAGGGCCCGGCGCUGGGCCCGUGCGUCUACAGCAGGUUCGUGGGCCCCGUGCGGGGCCCUCCCGCGGGGGUCGUGCAGACCCAGGGCACCGGGCCGGCCAAGUGCCAGGAGACCAGCACGGCCGUCGGCGCCGUCUGCGCCUGA